Penicillium diatomitis is the source of this 1083-nucleotide messenger RNA. RefSeq names its product branched-chain amino acid aminotransferase. The transcript is spliced from 5 exons. Gene Ontology annotation, biological process: branched-chain amino acid metabolic process. Lineage: Eukaryota; Fungi; Ascomycota; Eurotiomycetes; Eurotiales; Aspergillaceae. The coding region runs from base 1 to 1083 and encodes 360 amino acids. Gene Ontology annotation, molecular function: branched-chain-amino-acid:2-oxoglutarate transaminase activity. The record is from RefSeq and is a predicted model, not a curated record.
AUGACUUUCCCUCCAGCGCCCGCGCCCGAUGUUGAUUGGACCAAGCUCGGCCUCGCCGUCACGGACAUGGUCAAUGGCCAUGUGCAAUCGACGUAUUCGGUUGAAACAGGCGAAUGGUCAGCUCCCCGACUCGUGGUUGACCCAUUCAUUCGCGUGCAUGGCUUGGCGCCGGGGCUGAAUUACGGUCAGCAGGUGUAUGAAGGUCUCAAAGCUUACCGCACUCGAAACGGUAAGAUCCAGAUCUUUCGGCCCGAAUAUCAUGCUGCACGUAUGCAGCAUUCGGCCGCAGUGGUGUCGAUCCCUUCGGUACCCAUCGAUCACUUUAUGACAGUGAUCAAUGCGGCGGUGGCACGCAACGCAGAAUGGGUGCCCCCGUACGAGAGUGGUGCGGCACUGUAUAUCCGCCCGGUUUUGUUUGGCUCCAGUGGACAUCUAGCCUUGACGCCACCAAAUGAGUACACACUCUGCGUGUAUGUCCACCCUUUCAGUAGUUACCAUGGAGUCGCACCAUUGCCGGCGGUGGUGAUGGAGGAGUUUGAUCGUGCUGCUCCCAAGGGCGCUGGUCAUGCCAAGAUCGGUGGCAACUAUGCGCCCGUGAUGAAGUGGUCGCAAGAAGCCUCCAAGGCUGGAUUCCCCAUGACCUUGCACUUGGACAGCAAAACGGGCGAAGAGAUCGACGAGUUCUCCACUUCGGGCUUCAUCGGAGUGCGAUCGGAGGAAACGGCCGACCAGCUUGAACGAGUCGUCCUCGUCGUGCCCAAGAGUGACAACAUCAUCAACAGUGUCACGUCCAACAGUCUGAUGGAGAUUGGUAGAGCCUUGGGAUAUCAGGUGGAAAACCGAUCAGUGAAAUACUGGGAACUGUCAACCUUUAGCGAGGUCAUGGCGGUAGGGACGGCUGCCUGUUUGGUGCCGAUCUCGUCCAUCACACAUCGUUCGCACGAUGAUUACUUCCAGUAUACGAAAGAAAAGACUGCAGGUCCAAUCUGCCAAAAGUUGUAUGCAGAGUUGACAAGCGUUCAGCGCGGUGAUAGCGAGGAAUUUCCGGAAUGGAGUUUCGAGGUGCAGCAAGCUUAUGUCUAG